AUGUUACGCCUGAGACCAUCAGAACUCACAUUGACGCCCGAAGAUGUCGAGGAUACCUUCCGUCGUCUUGCCCACAGACAAGCCGCCCGGGCAUCAGCAGUGGCGGCAGCACGGGGCUAUGGAAGACAAGGACGACCAGUCAUCCGAUGCGGUCCGCAGAGAUCUGUCCGCCAUGCCACCACAGGCCCUGGAGAUAUCUCCCUAUACCAAAAUCAGCCUCAGCAGGCUAUCAUCACUGUCGACAACGAAGACGUCCACGAUGAUGUCGGCCAUCACGCUCCUCGAGGCAUCCGUCGUGACAGCCUCGUGACAGAUACUUCACAUAUGCAGACGCUACGGUCAGAAUAUCCUACAUUCUCCUCGGCUCUACGCAGCAUGAAGCUUCCCUUCAGGCCAGGACUGGGAAACACACAAGAUCGACGCCAUGAGACAAGUGAUCAAGGUGAGCCAGCUUCGAUUUCGACAACACCGGGUUCAUUACCACAUGCAGCCUUCGGAGAUACCGAAGUAGCCCACACCAGCCAAACACAAAACAGUGGAUCAUCCUUUUGUCCACUCUCUCCUCCCGAAAGCCACUCAGAUCUACGAGGAGGAGCAGGAAGCGACAGCCCAAGCAGACAUCAUACCCAUAGGGAAGUCCCAGAUGCAGGACGACCAUCGUCUCCUCUGCGUCAGGCGCAUAGACUGAAGUCACCGCUACCGUCGAAGCACACACCAGAUCCUGUCAAGACCAUAGUCACGCCUACCAGGAAUCAACCAAUGCGACGACUACAAGGAUACUUCAAAUCACCUCUUGUAGAGCCCUACGGUAUUUCGUAUCAUUUUCGGGAGUCUAUUGUGUACCCACAAAGUGAGCCACGUCCACGCAGAGGUCGGAAACCAGUUCAUGGUCGCAGUCUUUCGUCAGGAAACGUGCCUCCUUUUAGUCUUCUUAUCCCAAGGCCAGAGGCGACCGAUACUUCAGACGAGUCGGCAUUUGGACCAACCCGAGCGGUCCGGCGCACCAGUGAGUCGGAGACUGCUCAAACCCGUCGAGGCUGGCCAUCGACUUCUGAUCAUGAUCUGUCUAGUACUCCCCAGCUUGUCAGGACGAUGGUGGGGUCCAGACACAUGCAUAGACAGUCAAGUAGUGAAGUAUCAGCUGCCAGUGCAUCGUUCUCCUAUUAUGGUUCCCUGCCCUCGGGGUCACGGCAUUCGAGCAGUGGCAUGUCUGGGACUGCGCAAUUCCCCCAUACACAGUAUGACGGCUCUACCCUGUCGAGAGAAGUUGGAUCAGCCGUCAAUCAUAGAGUGCGGUCUCUAGGCGUUUCGGCAAAUUCUCUCCUGUCUUCGUCAAACGCAAGGGGCUCGAUAGCGAGCCCAGACUUUCGAGCUGGUUACUCACCGUUGCCAUCAUCACCAUAUGCCCGCACCCAAGGGGAAAGGGCUACGUCACAAAACAGCCCAGCAACAAGUCAAACAGAUUUCAUUCAGGAGUACCCCGAUGCAACAGAAGCUGCCGCUCGGAACUUGCGCUCGCCACUUGACGAAUACUCGGAACAGUACCAACGCUUGACUGGAGACCAACAUAGCAGAGAAUCUAUGCCCCAUUAUUUUCCACACUUCCAGCCUGCUGCCUACAAUCCCAGCGGUUCACGUCGAGGUUCUACUGGUGAAGCUUAUCGAAGCCCAUAUCCACCUAUGCCCACAAUGGACAACCAAGAGAGACGUCAACCCGGCGCUCAAUCCACACAACAGAACAGGUCUCAACAUCACGCAACACGGGCUAACCAGCGCUCAAGUCAGAACAAUCCGGUCACUUCACCGUUGAUCAACACCCGUAGCAGCCGUGGUCAAGUACAGACCCAAAGAGCAGCGUAUGAGUUGUUGCAGAAUGCUUCUCGUGCUAUGCAAACCAUUAGUCCUCGGGCUUCGGCCGGGGCUCCAGUUCGAUCAGGCGUCGCACCAUCAACAAUACCCCCACGUGAUGUGUCCAACAGAGAACGUGUACAGGGCCCGCGUCAAAUGCCGUCACAAUCUGCGAACCGCCGCCAGGAGGGCACACUCAUGUCAGGCAGUCCACCGCUUCGGCCUGGAAAUCAAAAUAGUUCUCGAGCUUUACCCCAAAGUACUGGCUUGGACGGGACACUGGGUGUACCUCAGCCAUCCGGUUAUAGACCAACAUCGCACUACCGCGAAGAUACUCCAAAUUCACAAACACGCACACAACGCCAAGUUUCGACAACAGCGCUACCAUCUCUACAUCUCCAUCCCAGUCGCGACAGCCCAUUGACCGCUCUAGCUCUCGAUCAUGGCAGUGGCGUUACGAGUCGCCGCUCGCGAUCACCGCUUGUUCGUGCAAGCACUACGGCUCGUACCCAUAGGCGCGUUCCAGCUCACCAGCGGGAUCAGGAAAAUUCCGCUGAAGCAGAGAUUAGCGCAAUGCGACAGGAAGAAGCCGCAGUCACUACAAGGUAUGGGGAGAAUGGGCAACAAGAAACCAUGGAUGAAACGCCCCCGCGCAUCGGAAGGUUUGAACAAGCCAUGUUUGAGUAG
Messenger RNA from Plenodomus lingam JN3, 2535 nucleotides. RefSeq lists its product as uncharacterized. Lineage: Eukaryota; Fungi; Ascomycota; Dothideomycetes; Pleosporales; Leptosphaeriaceae. The record is from RefSeq and is a predicted model, not a curated record.